This is a messenger RNA of Cheilinus undulatus (humphead wrasse), 1642 nucleotides long. RefSeq names its product ankyrin repeat domain 9 (gene ankrd9). The record is from RefSeq and is a predicted model, not a curated record. NCBI's taxonomy places the organism in Eukaryota, Metazoa, Chordata, Actinopteri, Labriformes, Labridae. The transcript has a single exon. Bases 239 to 1069 code for a protein of 276 amino acids.
GAGGACGGAGGUUUGACGGAGAGUCGCCGUGAGAGUCUGCAGGCUGAACCAGGAUCAGAACCAGGAGCAAGACCAGAACCAGGACCAGGACCAAAACCACACCAGGAUCACUAUCAUAACCCGGACUGGGAUCAGGAUCAGACAGUUCAAACGGUCUACAGUGGACCUGAAAGGCUCCUUCUGACCAGCUGUGAUCGUCUCCAGGUGUGUCUCCAGGUGUGCGUCUGUGGGCGUGGCCAUGCCGUGGGUCCUGUCCUCCCAGGUGGACCACCUGUCAUCGUCUCCGUCUCAGCGUGAGUGCGAGCGGACGGCGUUCUCCUUCUACUGCGCCGUGCGGGAGGCUCUGCCGGUGUGGCUGCUGGAGGACAUGAGGAGCAUGGAGGUGCUGGUGUGGGAGGACGGUCAGCCACGCCCCUUCCUGCCGUCAGAGGCGCUGCUCUACGCGCUCGUCCACGACCACCAGGACUACGCACGCUACCUGCUCACCAGGUACUCAGUGAGCGCGCUCAGAGCGCCGCGCUGCAGUUUCUGCUGCUGUCGCAGCAGCGGCUCGCCACACCUGUCGGUGGCGGUGCGGUACGACCGUUUGGCGAUCCUCGGUAUGAUGGUGGAGGCGCUGAAGGACUGCGACACGCAGAGCGAGUGGUUCCACUUCCUGGACAGCUGUGGCGGCUGCUCUCACGUGGCGGACUCGGAGAAGACAGCGGUCCAGUUGGCGGUGGAGCUGUCUCGUCCCGACUGUCUGCUGCUGCUGCUGGUCCACGGCGCCCGGCCCCACGGCCUCGACGCCGCGCUGCAGCGACUCGUCUCCUGCGACCCGUCGGAGCGGCGCCAGGCGCAGCGCUGCCUCGACUUCCUGCUGCUGUUCCUACCAAAGCCGCUGGCGCCACAGCGCCUGCAGGGGGAGCCACAGCGCUGGCAAAGCAUUCUGGGAACUGAAGUGUUUAACUGGCUGUGCGGUCUGGCUCCGCCUCCUCUCCUGCUGCAGGCGCUCAGGUGUUUGGCCCGGUCCGGUCCAGACCGGAUCAAUGAACUCCCCAGCUUCCUGCAGCCACACAGCUGGCAGUGACAUCAUUGUCACCAUGGAAACAGGCCGUAAAUACCUCAGGGCUGCUGUGGUUGGACGGCGGCUGAUGAUGUAAAUAAAAUGUAAAUAAACAGGUAGAAAGCUGGUAUCUCCGGGCAGACUUCAGGACUCAGAGGAGAUACGAGGUCUCAGCUCUGAGCGGGUCUGCAGCUUUAAAUCGAUCAGGUUAUUGAUCGCCUGUGAAGGUCGUCUCUGAGAGAACCUGAGGACGCCGUCAGGACCGUUUAAGGUCAAACAUCAGAAUACUGAAGGCUUCACUUCCUGCUGAACGCGCGGACCAGGGUCCACCUCUGAGCAGGUCUGAACAAAAACACAGAAGAGCCCUUUAACUCUGACAGACCCGCAGAGGCUCACUUUGAUCGAUUAUUGAUUGUUGUGAUUGGAAACUGAUGAUCAGCUGAUCAUGAAGGACUGUCAGCUGAGUGUAUUGAUCAUAUUGAUCUCCUGUAUUGAUCAUGUUUCUCCUCUAAGUGUGGACUCUGUCAGAGUUAUUGAUCACUGAUGUAAACACUGAGAGAUUUACUGUCCUGUAAAUAAAGUAAGGGAUGAAGCCGA